AAAAUGUCCAGAGCAAUACGUAGAUAUGUGAAUUCAAAGGAGGAAAUGGAAUACAAUAGAGGAUAUAGUGCUGAAGAGAUGCAAGCAGCUAAAUUGCGAAAAGCUUUUGUUUAAAAAUACAUUGCAGAUUUUGAUACAAACUUCUACAAGACAUAAGAAGAAAGAGAUUGGGGUUAUGUAGUCAGAAGAGAGUACAGUUUUAAUUAAGGAUCCUAGGUAUCGAUAUGAUGUCACAUAUACAUCACUUGUAGAUGGAUGGGCAUGUGCUGCAGUAGUAUCAAUGGCUAGGAUGUUUUAAACAAAAAGAUUCUCUUGGGCACCAUAUUUUGUUGUCUGGCCAAUUGCUUAUCUUUACUUUUAGCCAAUCUAAUUUUUGAAACACAACAAAAAAUAUUUUGAUAUGUGCAAUUUGGGAGAAACAUUUUAUCUUGGAAGAGAAAGAAAUAAGGUUCUGGCUGAAUGUAAUAGAAUCUUGGAUAGAGAAGAUUUCUGAUCUUUAACAUAAUAUACA
This is a messenger RNA of Paramecium octaurelia, 511 nucleotides long. The record is from the annotation of a GenBank genome assembly. NCBI's taxonomy places the organism in Eukaryota, Ciliophora, Oligohymenophorea, Peniculida, Parameciidae.